Molecule: messenger RNA, 2058 nt
Organism: Saimiri boliviensis boliviensis (Bolivian squirrel monkey)
Lineage: Eukaryota; Metazoa; Chordata; Mammalia; Primates; Cebidae
Gene: DNAJC7
Product: DnaJ heat shock protein family (Hsp40) member C7
Molecular function (GO): protein binding
Source: RefSeq, a predicted model, not a curated record
UAGAGAGGCUACCACCACCUGUACACCCCACUUCCCACCCACGGGUAAAGUGGCGCCGCCUACGCACAGGAAAAGUCCCUGGGCUCCCGCCCCGGCGCGGAGACCACCGUGGACAUCCGGGGCCGGGAGGCCGCUCUGGCCCCAAACGGAGCCUCUCGUUGGUAGACUAGCCCGAGGGAGCCCUUCUGGGCGCAGCGCCGCUGAGCUGCUCUAUGCUCCGACCGGAAGUGCUCUUCACCGCCUGCCUCCCACCCAGCUCUCUGGUCCCGGCGGUAAGAUGGCGGCUGCCGCGGAGUGCGAUGUGGUAAUGGCGGCGACCGAGCCAGAGCUGCUGGACGACGAAGAGGCAAAGAGGGAAGCAGAGACUUUCAAGGAACAAGGAAAUGCAUACUAUGCCAAGAAAGAUUACAAUGAAGCUUAUAAUUAUUAUACGAAAGCCAUAGAUAUGUGUCCUAAAAAUGCUAGCUAUUAUGGCAAUCGAGCAGCCACCUUGAUGAUGCUUGGAAGGUUCCGGGAAGCUCUUGGAGAUGCGCAACAGUCAGUGAGGUUGGAUGACAGUUUUGUCCGGGGACAUCUACGAGAGGGCAAGUGCCACCUCUCUCUAGGGAAUGCCAUGGCAGCAUGUCGCAGUUUCCAGAGAGCCCUGGAACUGGAUCAUAAAAAUGCUCAGGCCCAGCAAGAGUUCAAGAAUGCUAAUGCAGUCAUGGAAUAUGAGAAAAUAGCAGAAACAGAUUUCGAGAAGCGAGAUUUUCGGAAGGUUGUUUUCUGCAUGGACCGUGCCCUAGAAUUUGCCCCUGCCUGCCAUCGCUUCAAAAUCCUCAAGGCAGAAUGUUUAGCAAUGCUGGGUCGUUAUCCAGAAGCACAGUCUGUGGCUAGUGACAUUCUACGAAUGGAUUCCACCAAUGCAGAUGCUCUGUAUGUACGAGGUCUUUGCCUUUAUUACGAAGAUUGUAUUGAGAAGGCAGUUCAGUUUUUUGUACAGGCUCUCAGGAUGGCCCCUGACCAUGAGAAGGCCUGCAUUGCCUGCAGAAAUGCCAAAGCACUUAAAGCAAAGAAAGAAGAUGGAAAUAAAGCAUUUAAGGAAGGAAAUUACAAACUAGCAUACGAACUGUACACAGAAGCCCUGGGGAUAGACCCCAACAAUAUAAAAACAAAUGCUAAACUCUACUGUAAUCGGGGUACGGUUAAUUCCAAGCUUAGGAAACUAGAUGAUGCAAUAGAAGACUGCACAAAUGCAGUGAAGCUUGAUGACACUUACAUAAAAGCCUACUUGAGAAGAGCUCAGUGUUACAUGGACACAGAACAGUAUGAAGAAGCAGUACGAGACUAUGAAAAAGUAUAUCAGACGGAGAAAACAAAAGAACACAAACAGCUCCUAAAAAAUGCGCAGCUGGAACUGAAGAAGAGUAAGAGGAAAGAUUACUACAAGAUUCUGGGAGUGGACAAGAAUGCCUCUGAGGACGAGAUCAAGAAAGCUUACCGGAAACGGGCCUUGAUGCACCAUCCAGAUCGGCAUAGUGGAGCCAGUGCUGAGGUUCAGAAGGAGGAGGAGAAGAAGUUCAAGGAAGUUGGAGAAGCCUUUACCAUUCUCUCUGAUCCCAAGAAAAAAACUCGCUAUGACAGUGGACAGGACCUGGAUGAGGAGGGCAUGAACAUGGGUGAUUUUGAUGCAAACAAUAUCUUCAAGGCAUUCUUCGGCGGUCCUGGGGGCUUUAGCUUUGAAGCAUCUGGUCCAGGGAAUUUCUUUUUUCAGUUUGGCUAAUGAAGGGCAACCACCCAGAACCCAGAACAUGCAGAUUUGCUCAGUUUAAUCUUGAAUGUGGAAACAGUUCACCUCCUCCCUUCAUCGCGUCUCCGUGUACUUAGAGCAGUUUCGUUUUCUCAGUUGGAUGCCCUGUGUCUCUGUGAGUGGGUGAAGCAAAGGGAACCAAUGCUGAAGACUGCGGGCAGGGGAGGGAGGCGGGGGGUGGACAGGGAGGCAGCUUGUGAAUUUUUGUUUUACUGUUUAACUUUAUUAAAAAAGGAAAAAAAAGAAGAGAAUAAACUGUUUUGGCCCUU